Messenger RNA from Diaporthe citri, 1425 nucleotides. RefSeq lists its product as uncharacterized. The transcript has 3 exons. Gene Ontology annotation, cellular component: nucleus. The record is from RefSeq and is a predicted model, not a curated record. Gene Ontology annotation, molecular function: siRNA binding. Gene Ontology annotation, biological process: regulatory ncRNA-mediated heterochromatin formation. Bases 1 to 1425 code for a protein of 474 amino acids. NCBI's taxonomy places the organism in Eukaryota, Fungi, Ascomycota, Sordariomycetes, Diaporthales, Diaporthaceae.
AUGUUUCGACGACGAUGGUCUGGUCUGCCAGAAGACCCUUCCUUCCCUGCCGACUUGGAGAAACUUGGCUACUUCGUCGAGCCCAAGUCGGACGAGAUCCGCCUGAUCGACGGGCCGAACUACUACUUCAACUACUUCCACACCAAGAACGUGCGCCACAACGACUGCCAGCGGUUCGCCUUCAACACGGCCGUCGAGGCGCAGCUCAUCCACCCGCGCCUCGAGGCCCUAGGCCUGACCAAGCUCGCUCUGCCCCUCGGCACCCCGACCACUGAUCCCCAUGUCCCCAUCUUCGUCUCUCCAGACCUCAAGAGCAAGGAGCGCGUCAUCCUCAUCGUCGGCGAGAGCGAGCAGGAGCUGGGUGUCAUCGCGCACAGGGUCAUUGGCGGCGCGGGCGGCGUCGACAAGGGUAGCAUGGUGGGGAUCGUCAGGGCGCUGCUCCAGAACGAUCACGACAGCGAUCAGAACCACGCGGACGGCGGCAGCAGCAUCAAAACCCCCGCCAACACCAAUACCACCCCGGGUAUCGUCCUCGCCAACACAGGCGAGCUGUGGUGGUGGCCCGAGGGCGGCCGGGGCCUCACCCCGCGAGGCGCGCAGGGCGCCCCGAUGCGAAGCGCCGUGCACUGGGGCCGGUUCCGCGACGACGGCCCGAACGGCUGCGCCAACAUGGUCCCGCGCAACGACAGCCCUGUCGCGCACGUCAGGUGCGUGUUCGAGCAGGUCCUGGGUAAUAAGGACCUCGUCGCCGCGGACGCGGUGGUGCAGGUCGUGGGCGUCGGUGACGGCGCGGCGGCGGCGCAGAAGGUCCUAGACGGGGACUGGGCGCACUGGGGAGGCAGGGUCGGGUGCCUGGCCAUGUUGGGCGGCGGGCUUGAUGCUGGCUCGGUGCGGGAUGAUGGGUUCAGGGCGUUCCUGAGGGAGAAGGCCCGCCUCUACACCACCUGCCACGAGCCGGCCGGCACCCUCCUCUCCGGGCCCGACGGCAACGACAGGACGGUUCUCCCCACCGACUACGGCACCUACGUCUUCAGCUCCGGCGAGCGGUACUACACGGAGCUGACGCUCAUCAAGGCCAAGGACGUCCUCCUCGCCUGGCUGGCCGAGGUCGACCGCGCCGGUGCGGACUACGCCAACCCCGAAGUCGAGGUCACCUACGCCGACGAGCACGUCGGCGCCGCGCCGAACUGGGCUGAUGGCGAUGAUGGCGGCGUCAGUGGUGCGUGGGGGGACGUCCCGGCCGAUGGUGCGGCUGCUGCUGCUGCAUUCCAGAAGCCGACGCGUGAGGAGGAGAAAGAGAGCGGGUUGGAGAUCAUCAGCCGCGAAGAGUGGGAGGAUCGCCUAAGGAGGGAGGGCAAGAACAAGCAGGACACUGCUGUCCCUGACAAUGUCUCUGUCGUCGGCAAGCCUAGAGAAGACGACUGA